GGGGACUGCACCUGAGGCCAGGGCGCGAGCUCAGGCCCAGACUUUGGGAGGACGUGGGAAGUGGUGGAGGGAGGGUACGUGCAUCGGCGGUUCGGUUUUUCCCUCCGCCUCUCUACUGCCAGGGGCCAGGGUGAGAGGGCAACCAGCCACUGGCGUCCCCAUCCCGAUUUCCCACCAGCCGGUGACUGGACGCUUUGCAGCCUCCUCCGGCGGCUGAGGGUGUGACCCGGGGAGGGGGCCGCGGCGCCGCGGGCUCCCCCUGCGGCCGCCCCCUCACUUACACACAGACACACACGCUCCGCCGCCCGAGCUGUCACCGGCCACCCCAGGCCCGAAGAGGGGGCGCGGAGAACCGCGCUGCGGGGCUCAGGCGCGGAAUCAUCCCGCCGUUACUUCCCGGCUUCCAAGUCUGCAGCCGUCAACGCCGGGGAGACCAGCAGCCCCGGGAGAGGGGCCCGCUUGAGGCCGGGCCGCCGCUGCUGGGGGCGAGCGGGCGCCCGCGUCCCCUUCUGCGCGGUUUGGCGCCGCCGCCUCGCCUCCUCCUGCGGGGUAACAACACUCCUGGUCUAUAGCUCUACCCACCGUCAGUAGGGCGACUGCCGGGAUUAUCAUCCUCUCCAUCCUUACCGCCGAUCUGGUAAUAUUGGACUUGCUGGUGGCGGCGGCAGCGGCGGCGGCGGCGGGAGUCUCGCUGCCCUCACCCCCACCCAUCCCCUCCACCCCCCGCCCCGCGCCCCAGCUUCCCCACCAUGUCCUAGAAAAGCUAUGGAGACCAAAGGCUACCACAGUCUCCCUGACGGUCUAGAUAUGGAAAGACGGUGGGGUCAAGUUUCUCAGGCUGUGGAACAUUCUUCCCUGGGACCUCCAGAGAGGACUGAUGAGAAUAACUACAUGGAGAUUGUCAACGUAAGCUGUGUUUCCGGUGCUAUUCCAAACAACAGUACUCAAGGAAGCAGCAAAGAAAAACAUGAACUACUCCCUUGCCUUCAGCAAGACAAUAAUCGGUCUGGGAUUUUAACAUCUGAUAUUAAAACUGAGCUGGAGUCUAAGGAACUUUCAGCAACUGUGGCUGAGUCCAUGGGUUUAUACAUGGACUCCGUAAGAGAUGCUGACUACACCUACGAUCAGCAGAACCAGCAAGGAAGCAUGAGUCCAGCAAAGAUUUAUCAAAAUGUUGAACAGCUGGUGAAAUUUUACAAAGAAAAUGGCCAUCAUUCUUCCACUUUAGGCAGUGUGAACAGGCCCUUGAGAUCCUUCAUGCCUGACUCUGGGAGCUCUGUGAAUGGUGGGGUCAUGCGUGCCAUUGUUAGAAGCCCUAUCCUAUGUCAUGAGAAGAGCCCAUCUGUUUGCAGCCCUCUGAACAUGACCUCUUCAGUCUGCAGCCCUGCUGGAAUCAGCUCUGUGUCCUCCACCUCUGCCAGCUUUGGCAGUUUCGCAGUGCACAGCCCUAUCACCCAGGGGACUCCUUUGACAUGCUCCCCUAAUGUUGAAAAUCGAGGCUCCAGGUCGCACAGCCCAGCACACGCCAGCAAUGUGGGCUCUCCUCUCUCAAGUCCAUUAAGUAGCAUGAAAUCCCCAAUAUCCAGCCCUCCGAGUCAUUGCAGCGUAAAAUCUCCGGUCUCCAGUCCUAAUAAUGUCACUCUGCGAUCCUCUGUGUCUAGCCCUGCAAACAUCAACAACUCAAGGUGCUCUGUUUCCAGCCCUUCCAACACAAAUAACAGAUCCACGCUUUCCAGUCCAACUGCUAGCACCAUGGGAUCUACCUGUAGCCCGGUAAACAAUGCCUUCAGCUACGCUGCUUCUGGUGCCCCAGCUGGAUCCAGUGCAGCCCGGGAUGUGGCUCCUAGUCCUGACACACAGGAGAAAGGUGCUCAAGAGGGCCCUUUUCCUAAGAGUGAGGAAGUCGAGAAUGCCAUCUCCAACGGUGUGGCUGGCCAACUUAGCAUUGUCCAGUACAUAAAACCGGAGCCGGAUGGAGCUUUUAGCAGCUCAUGUCUGGGAGGAAAUAGCAAAAUAAAUUCUGAUUCCCCAUUCUCAGUACCAAUAAAACAAGAAUCAACCAAGCAUUCAUGUUCAGGCACGUCUUUUAAAGGGAAUCCAACGGUAAACCCAUUUCCAUUUAUGGAUGGCUCAUAUUUUUCCUUUAUGGAUGAUAAAGACUAUUAUUCUCUAUCAGGAAUCUUAGGACCACCUGUGCCCGGCUUUGAUGGUAACUGUGAAGGCAGUGGAUUCCCAAUGGGUAUUAAACAGGAACCAGAUGAUGGGAGCUAUUAUCCAGAGGCCAGCAUCCCUUCAUCUGCUAUUGUUGGUGUGAAUUCAGGUGGACAGUCCUUUCACUACAGGAUUGGUGCUCAAGGUACAAUAUCUUUAUCACGAUCGGCUAGAGACCAAUCUUUCCAACACCUGAGUUCCUUUCCUCCUGUUAAUACGUUAGUGGAGUCAUGGAAAUCACAUGGUGACCUGUCAUCUAGAAGAAGUGAUGGAUAUCCAGUUCUAGAAUACAUUCCAGAAAAUGUAACAAGCUCUACUUUGCGAAGUAUUUCUACUGGAUCUUCAAGACCUUCCAAAAUAUGUUUGGUGUGUGGGGAUGAGGCUUCAGGAUGUCAUUAUGGGGUGGUAACCUGUGGCAGCUGCAAAGUGUUCUUCAAAAGAGCAGUGGAAGGUAAAUGUUCAUGGCAACACAACUAUUUAUGUGCUGGAAGAAAUGAUUGUAUCAUUGAUAAGAUUCGACGGAAGAAUUGUCCCGCCUGCAGACUUCAGAAAUGUCUUCAAGCUGGAAUGAAUUUAGGAGCGCGAAAGUCCAAGAAGUUGGGCAAGUUGAAAGGUAUUCAUGAGGAACAGUCCCAGCAGCAGCAACCCCCACCCCCGCCUCCCCAGAGCCCCGAGGAAGGGACGACGUACAUCCCUCCCGCAAAAGAGCCCUCAGUCAACACAGCGCUGGUCCCUCAGCUCUCCACGAUCUCACGAGCACUCACACCUUCCCCUGUUAUGAUCCUUGAGAACAUCGAGCCUGAGAUUGUGUAUGCAGGCUAUGACAGCUCAAAACCAGACACCGCCGAGAACCUGCUCUCCACUCUAAACCGCUUAGCAGGCAAACAGAUGAUCCAAGUGGUGAAGUGGGCAAAGGUACUUCCAGGAUUUAGAAACCUGCCUCUUGAGGACCAAAUUACCCUAAUCCAGUAUUCUUGGAUGUGUCUAUCAUCAUUUGCCUUGAGCUGGAGAUCGUACAAACAUACCAACAGCCAAUUUCUCUAUUUUGCGCCAGACCUAGUCUUUAAUGAAGAAAAGAUGCAUCAGUCAGCCAUGUAUGAACUAUGCCAGGGGAUGCAUCAGAUCAGCCUACAGUUCGUUCGACUGCAGCUCACAUUUGAAGAGUACACCAUAAUGAAAGUUUUGCUGCUGCUAAGCACAAUUCCAAAGGAUGGCCUCAAAAGCCAGGCCGCAUUUGAAGAAAUGAGGACAAAUUACAUCAAAGAACUGAGGAAGAUGGUAACUAAGUGUCCCAACAAUUCUGGGCAGAGCUGGCAAAGGUUCUACCAACUGACCAAGCUUCUGGACUCCAUGCAUGACCUGGUGAGCGACUUGCUGGAAUUCUGCUUCUACACCUUCCGGGAGUCCCAGGCCCUGAAGGUGGAGUUCCCCGCGAUGCUGGUGGAGAUCAUCAGCGACCAACUGCCGAAGGUGGAGUCCGGGAACGCCAAGCCCCUUUACUUUCACAGGAAGUGACGGAGGACAUCUCACCAGGAGAGUUUUGCCUUAAGUUUCCCCAUGCUGUUCUACACCCACGAAGGACCCAAGAAAUCCGGUUUUUCACAUGUGAUGGCUGAUUCCUACUUGUUCAGCAGUUUCUCAAGUUUAAAAUUAUGUCAAGGGUUUGGAGCCGGGAAAGCAGUGUGACAUGGAUUUGGCAAGACCUGAGCAGUCGGAAGGAUUCUUCCCUCUCCGCUCCCCAGCGCUUAGAAACACGUUCCUGUUCCUCUGGAUGAAAAGCCAUAUCUAGUCAAUAACUCUCUGAUUUUGAUAUUUUAACAGAUGGAAGUUUUAACUAUGCCAUGUAGUUUCUGGUAUCGUUCGCUUGUUUUAAAAGGGUUCAAGGACUAACGAACUUUUUAGAGCUUACCCUCGGUUGCACAUAAAACGUAUAGUCAAUAUGGGGCAUUAAUAUUCUUUUGUUAUUUAAAAAACACACACAAAAAAUUAAAAAUAUAUACAGAUUCCUGUUGUGUAAUAACAGAGCACGUGGAGGGGAACAGCAGCCCCCCCGGGGGUUCCUGUCCGCACACGGGCUUCUGCAUCACUGGUAUACACACCCUUAGCGUCCAUUUAUUAUUUAAUUAGAACAGAUAAGAUGUUAAACAAAUGCCUUGGUUUCAAUUUCUAGUAUCUAUUGUGUUGGCUUUACAAAUAAUUUUUUGCAGUCUUUUGCUGUGCUGUACAUUACUGUAUGUAUAAAUUGUGAAGGACCUGAACUAAGGUGUAAGGAACUUUUGUAAAUGAGACACAUACAAAAACAAACAAACAAAAAAAACAAAACACACACACAAAAAAACUUUAAUGGUUGAUAGGAUGAAGGGGAAAGUAUUUUUGAAAGAAUUCUAUUUUGCUGGAGACUAUUUAAGUACUAUCUUUGUCUAAACAAGGUAAAAAUUUUUUUUGUAAAGUGAAAUGUUCUGCAUGCAUAAUGAACCGUUUACAGUGUAUUUAAGAAAGGGAAAGCUGUGCCUUUUUUAGCUUCAUAUCUAAUUUACCAUUUUACAGUCUCUGUUGUAAAUAACCACACUUAAACCUCUUUGGUUGUCUUUCAGCCUUUCUACUUUUUCUGUACUUUCGUUUUGUCUUUGGUCUCCCGCUGGGGGUGUUCCUGGGACUUGAGCAGGUUCCCUGGCUUCUGCUCUGUCCUGCGUCUGUCGGGGAACAACGGGCUGUGGUGUCUGCAGCUCCUCGAAAGGGUCUUUUGGCAACACAUGUGAGCGAAGGUCCUGCGGGGGCUGCAGCUGUAGGAGAGCGGCCUCUUCUGCUGCUUUUCUCCUGAGGCAGCAUCUGCUCUAGGAGCACGAGGCCGGAAGUGCGAUGGCCCAGAGAGCACAGUCUCGUCCCAUUUUAGAAAACGGCAUUUUCUCCUUCGGGAAAGGAAAUUCCAGGCACUCUCUCUAUCUGUAGAAGGUGGCGUGUUCAUUUCUGGUCUGGGAAAGAGGUUUUGCGCUCUCAGAACUGGUAAGGGGGACACGUAAGCUGCCGCAGGACGUACCAGGAAAGAUGCAUUUUGGCACAUUUCAGUCAGAAUGGCGUGGAGACCAUAUGAUAAUUGGAGGGUUUUUAGAUUUUUAAAAGGUAGGUUUUAAAAAUUUUAUACAUAAACAGUUUUGGAAAAAAAAAAACUACAGAUCAUAUAAGCAAGACAGUGGCACUAAAAUUUUUAAUUCAUUAAUCUGUUUGGCACUGAUGCAAUUUAUGGCUUUUCUCUUGCCCCAAAUCACAAACCUAUCUUUGGGGAAGCUUCACAAUAUGAUUGCACUUAAACAAACGACUUUGACUAGAGGCCAAAUUAAUCUUUUUAAAAGUAAUGAUAAUCAUCAGGUACUCAGUGAAAUCCCAUUAUUUUCCAGAACCUAAAAGCUGUCGCUGGAGAAGCCCUAGGCCAGGAGAAGGCAGCAUUGGGAUCCAUACUCUUCUCUAGGGUUCACCAUGCAGGCAACAUUACCUUGUCUUUCAGAAGACACCUGCCUUAUGCAAGGGGGAACCAGUGAAAGCUGCAUUCAGAGGGAGGAGUUUUUCUUACAUAAUUUGCAAUUUCAGUAAUUUAAUUUAUAGGCAGAUCUUUAAAUACAGUCAACUUACAUGCACAGCAAUAUGAAAGCCACACUUGGAGGGUGAUAAAUACACAGCAUGCAGACUGGGAGUUCCGAGAAAAGACACGGCUUACAAGAGCAGCUUUUAGCUCAGACUUACGUUUUAUGAAAUUGGAAUUUCAGUGUAACCAGGUUUGGGAUGGAGACAGUCUGCAUCAGCUUUUUGUAUUAACAAAGUUACUGGCUCUUUAUGUGUCUCCAGGUAACUUUGCUUGAUUAAACAGCAAAGCCAUAUUCUAAAUUCACUGUUGAAUGCCUGUCCCAGUCCAAAUUGUCUGUCUGCUCUUAUUUUUGUACCAUAUUGCUCUUAAAAAUCUUGGUUUGGUACAAUUCAUAUUUCACCAAAACUUCUUCAUAUAAUUAAAAAACACUAAAUUAGUUUAAAAUGAAGCAAUUUAUAUCUUUAUGCAAAAACAUAUGUCUGUCUUUGCAAAGGACUGUAAGCAGAUUACAAUAAAUCCUUUACUUUAAUCAUC
Messenger RNA from Mustela lutreola (European mink), 6325 nucleotides. It is a transcript of the gene NR3C2, whose product is annotated as nuclear receptor subfamily 3 group C member 2. The transcript has 9 exons. The coding region runs from base 766 to 3726 and encodes 986 amino acids. Gene Ontology annotation, molecular function: zinc ion binding; DNA-binding transcription factor activity; sequence-specific DNA binding. The record is from RefSeq and is a predicted model, not a curated record. Lineage: Eukaryota; Metazoa; Chordata; Mammalia; Carnivora; Mustelidae. Gene Ontology annotation, biological process: regulation of DNA-templated transcription.